Messenger RNA from Lolium perenne, 682 nucleotides. The record is from RefSeq and is a predicted model, not a curated record. NCBI's taxonomy places the organism in Eukaryota, Viridiplantae, Streptophyta, Magnoliopsida, Poales, Poaceae.
GAUGUCGACUCUCUUCGUCAUCUACUUUUCCCCCACGACCCGAUCUUUCUCCAUCUCUGCCGCCGCCGCCCGCCGGCGAGUGAAGCUAAGCCGGCAAGGUGACUCGAUACUUCUGGUCUCCUUGUGCUCCUUUCUUCUUCUUCCCGCUGCCCAUUUAGUUCCUCCUCUCCUCUCCUGUCCUGCAGGCCUCCCUCGUGGUCGCGCCCACCAUCUGUUCGACGAAAUGUAUGACACGCACAGGGCCGAGAAAUUGUUGGUACCAAGCGGCACAGACUGGAUCAGCGCCCUGCCCGACGGCGUCCCCGUCCACAUCCUCGGGUUCCUGCCCGCGGACGAGGCGGUGCGGACGUGCGUGCUCUCCCGGCGCUGGCUCCACCAGUGGAAGUUCAUGCGUUGCCUGCGCGUCACCUCCCACAGGGUGUGGGAGAAGAGCGCCGACGAAAUCAACAAGUUCAUCAGCAGCCUGCUGCUCCUCCGAGACCCGGGUGCCGCGCUAGAUGAGGUCGAGCUUGAGUUCACCUACGAGCCAUCUGGCAACGACCGUGCGUCGUACCCCAACAUCUGGAUCCGGCAUGCUUUGCUGCGCCAGGCUCGGGCGCUUUCUGUCACUCUGCGUGGCGAGUACAACCUCGUGUUCAACGUCCCUCCUCUGGUCUCCAGACAUCUGCGGAAACUUUGCUAG